Penicillium maclennaniae is the source of this 1611-nucleotide messenger RNA. Its product is annotated as cytochrome P450. Lineage: Eukaryota; Fungi; Ascomycota; Eurotiomycetes; Eurotiales; Aspergillaceae. Bases 1 to 1611 code for a protein of 536 amino acids. The transcript is spliced from 3 exons. The record is from RefSeq and is a predicted model, not a curated record. Gene Ontology annotation, molecular function: iron ion binding; oxidoreductase activity, acting on paired donors, with incorporation or reduction of molecular oxygen, reduced flavin or flavoprotein as one donor, and incorporation of one atom of oxygen; heme binding.
AUGAUUGAAGAGCUCCUUGAGGGCAUGACGCCUGGACAGGCCAUUCUGUGGUCUCUAGGCGUAUUUACCGUGGUCUUGAUGCUUCGGAGAAUUCAGACUCAGAUCCAGAUCUCGCGCCUCGGUGCUAGGGCGCCCAAGGUUUCAUUUCGUCUUCCAUACGCCCUCGACUUUAUCUACAAGGGCCAGAUCGCCAACCUUGCACACAACGACCUUCAGUUCUGGGGGGACACCAUCAUGUCCGCUGGAGGCAAAACAAAUGUCAAGACUGCCGAGGUCGAUGCUGGUGUCUCGACACGAGCGAUAAUGACCUUGGACCCGGAGAAUAUCAAGGCGCUAUUGACUGGCCAAUUUGCCGACUAUGGAAAAGGUGAGCCUUUCCAUCGGGAUUGGAAAGAAUUCUUAGGCGACAGUAUUUUCGCUACAGAUGGUGAAAUGUGGUCGCGCUCGCGCCAGCUAAUCCGGCCUAUGUUCGUCCGAGACCGCAUCGUCGAUACGGAGAUCUUUGAGAAGCAUGUCCAGAAGCUCAUUCCACUUCUCGGCGGAAGCCAAUCUCCUUUUGGAAGCAAGGUGGUCGACGUUGGAUCGCUCUUCUUCCGAUAUACGCUCGAUGCAGCUACAGACUACCUGCUAGGCCAGGGCACUGAUAGCUUGGAAAACCCGGCGACACGCUUUGCGGAAGCUUUCAGAUAUGUGCAACAACGACAAGCCGAGUUGUUCCGAUUUGGCGUCUUCAACUUUGCCAUGUCGCGCAAAGAGUUCCGCCGCAAUUUGAAGAUCAUGGACCAAUUCAUUCAGCCAUACAUUGAAACUGUACUAUCUUUAUCGACCGACGAACUGGACCAGAAGCUCUCAAAGCGUGAGACAUUCCUCGAUGCCCUGGCUCGCUUCACUCGCGACCCAAGAGUCCUCCGAGACCAACUGGUCGCCGUGCUCCUCGCAGGCCGAGAUACAACCGCCGGAACACUAUCCUUCUGUCUCUUCGAAUUAUCUCGCAACCCCGAAGUCAAAUCCGCGGACGUCUCAGGCGUCGGCGCCGACGCUCAGAAACCCGAAUACACAGACCUCAAGGAGAUGAAAUACCUCAACGCGGUCAUCAACGAGACAAUGCGCGUCUACCCUGUCGUUCCGUUCAACGUGCGCUACUCACUCCGCGACACGACCCUCCCUCGCGGCGGUGGUCCAGACGGCCAAGAGCCCGUCGGUGUCCGCGCGCACUCGCGAGUCAUCUACUCAACUAUGCUGAUGCAGCGCGAUCCCGAUCUUUACGAUGGACCAGAAUCGAAGAAUUAUUUCGAUCCAGGCAAAUGGAUUCCUGAGCGCUGGGUUUCCGGAUGGUCGCCGAAGCCGUGGCAGUUUAUCCCGUUCAAUGGUGGUCCACGUAUUUGCAUCGGGCAGCAGUUCGCGACUAUUGAGAUGGGAUAUACCAUUAUUCGGAUCUUGCAGGCUUACGAGCGGAUUGUGGCGCUGCCGGUCAGCGGAAAGGAUCGCGUCGAGGAUCCCGUUCUGCGCUUUGAAGUUACCUUGAGUCCUGGGUCGGAGUUGAAUUGUGUCUUCUUGAAGGAGGGAGAGGACUUUACUCGGCUUGGUUCUAAAGCUAAGGUUGCUGCUUGA